This is a messenger RNA of Gavialis gangeticus (Gharial), 6339 nucleotides long. It is a transcript of the gene ZNF366, whose product is annotated as zinc finger protein 366. Bases 179 to 2383 code for a protein of 734 amino acids. NCBI's taxonomy places the organism in Eukaryota, Metazoa, Chordata, Crocodylia, Gavialidae. The transcript has 5 exons. Gene Ontology annotation, biological process: regulation of transcription by RNA polymerase II. The record is from RefSeq and is a predicted model, not a curated record. Gene Ontology annotation, molecular function: DNA-binding transcription factor activity; RNA polymerase II cis-regulatory region sequence-specific DNA binding.
UAAGUUGUUUCAGACACUGUCCCUGCUAGUUUUCGAAGUUUACUGCAAUCUCCACACACGGGGGGAGAGAGAGAGAGAGAGAGAGAGAGUACAGAGAGUGAGAGCAAUUGCCAGCAAGAGAACAGGUAGGGAGUAUAGGGCAGGGAUCAUUCCAGAUUCAGCAACUGGCAGGCAGAAAAUGCAGAAGGAAUUAAAUAUGAUGAAGAAUGAGAACAAUGUGGACAAUACACAGGCAUCUCCCUUGUCACGCUGCCUGCAGCCACUAGGCCCUGUCGAAAAGCCUCACAGAACUGUACCACUCAGUGAAGAGUUUGAAUCACAACUUGAACAGUUUCAGUAUGGUCCUUCCCUAGGGGAUAUAGAAACCUUCCAUGGAUCCUUGGAAGGAGGGUCCCGAAAACGCAAAAGCAUGCCCACAAAAAUGCCUCCUACUGUCACUCCAGAAGAUCCCACCUCACCUUCACACAGAUCUGAAGACAACAAUGUAGGCUCUCCCAGUCUUCCUUUGAUGUUUCAACAAUCCCCACAGCCCAAGUACAGCUCCCAAAUGAUAGACUUGUGUAACCUGGGCUUUCAGUUCUACAGGACUCUGGAGCACUUUGCAGCAAAGCCCAUUAAACAAGAAUCAGUAAAGCCUAGUAUGAUGUGGCCUAACACACCUGCUUUUGUGCAGUCUCCUUACUCUUAUUAUCCAAAAGUUCAUCCUGGCCUGAUGUUUCCUUUUAUUGUCCCCUCAAAUUUUCAUAUCAGGAAUCCCUUCCAAAUGAAAAGUCCACCAGAACCAUCAUUCAGGAGGACUGAAGCGAGGGAAAAUGGUGAAAACAAACAAAAGGUGGAAAGAGUAGAUGUCAAUCUCCAAAUUGAUGACAGCUAUUAUGUGGAUGUUGGGGGUGAACAGAAGCGCUGGCAGUGCCCAAUGUGUGAGAAGUCCUACACAUCCAAGUAUAAUCUUGUCACCCAUAUUUUGGGACACAGUGGUAUCAAACCUCAUGCUUGCUCUCGGUGUGGCAAGCUUUUCAAGCAACUGAGUCACUUGCACACACAUAUGUUAACACAUCAGGGCACUAGACCGCAUAAAUGUCAGGUGUGUCACAAAGCUUUCACCCAAACCAGUCAUCUUAAAAGACAUAUGAUGCAACAUAGUGACAUCAAACCCUACAACUGUAGAAUAUGUGGCAGAGGUUUUGCCUACCCAAGUGAGCUGAAAGCACACGAAUCCAAGCAUGAGAGUGGCAGAGAGAAUAUUUGUGUGGAGUGCGGUCUAGACUUUCCAACUCUUGCUCAGCUGAAGAGACAUUUAACAACCCAUCGUGGUCCUAUCCAGUACAAUUGCACAGAAUGUGAUAAAACUUUUCAAUAUCCAAGUCAGCUGCAAAAUCACAUGAUGAAGCACAAAGACAUCCGUCCAUACAUCUGCACAGAAUGUGGCAUGGAGUUUGUGCAGCCCCACCAUCUUAAACAACACUCUUUGACCCAUAAGGGUGUAAAGGAGCAUAAAUGUGGUAUUUGUGGUCGGGAGUUUACCCUGCUGGCCAAUAUGAAGAGGCAUGUGCUGAUCCAUACCAAUAUCAGAGCCUAUCAGUGUCACCUUUGCUUCAAGAGCUUUGUGCAGAAACAGACUCUCAAGGCACACAUGAUUGUUCACUCUGAUGUCAAACCCUUUAAAUGCAAGCUUUGUGGAAAGGAAUUUAACAGAAUGCACAAUUUAAUGGGACACAUGCACUUACACUCAGACAGCAAACCUUUCAAGUGUCUCUACUGUCCCAGCAAAUUCACCUUGAAGGGAAACCUCACCAGGCACAUGAAAGUCAAACAUGGGGUCAUGGAAAGAGGAUUUCAUUCUCAAGGUUUUGGAAGAGGAAGAAUUACACUGUCCCAAGCAAGUGUCUUGAGAAGCUUGGAACAGGAAGAGCCUUUUGAUCUUUCCCAGAAAAGCCAAGGGAAAGGAAUUUCUUUUCAUUCUGAUGGUGAGAGUGCCAAGGGAAGCUCAUGUCAGGAGGAAGAGGAAGACAACUGCUACGAAGCAGAGCAGUACAGUCCUGGCAUGUACCAUGAUGACAACAGCAAGCUGUAUACACCUCAAGAUCUGUCUGGCAAACCAGAAUGUAUAAUGAAAGAUUUCAGGGAGUCUUACUGUGAUGAGAAGGAGGAAAUACUGAGCGAGGAAGGAGUGGAAAAGAGGAAAGGAAAUCCAGACAGAGAAGAAAACCAAGGAAAGAGAAACUUUUCAAACAACAAAGAAUGCAUGAGCUUUAAACCCUUUGAAAAGACUAGAUUCAGCCAUUCUCUGUCUGAUUAUCUUUACUUCAAACACAGAAACAAGAGUUUAAAAGAACUACUGGAAAGGAAAAUGGAAAAACAAGCAAUGCUUAUAAGCAUCUAAAUGGGCCACUUAAGUUAUAACUGGAAACAGGAAGUAGGCAGCUCAAAUAUUAGUUUUAACAUGAACUUUACCAAAGAGUGAGUUUGUAAUGGUCUUUGAGGAUGAACCAGAUCAAAUCGAUACAGAUAAUUUGAGGUAAACAUGUAGAUAAUCUAUUGCAUUUCUUUGCAUCAUUGGACUGCUUUAUUUUUUUAAGGUAAACUAACAUUUUUAUACAUACCGUUUAAUGUAUCAGCAGACCAUAAGGUGGGUACAGAGGUUUUAUUUUCCUUUGUCUAGGACAAUAGAGAAUAUUCCAGUUACCAAAACACAAUGUACUGUAGUGUUUGAUGUAUUAUAUGUCUAAGGAACAUGUAAAAACACUUAUUACUGUAGAUGUCACAAGAUCUGAAGAUAAUAAGUAUUUUUAAAUAUAUGCAAAAGUACUGCUAAAUAUGUAUGCAUGAAAAUACUGCCUGCCAUGCAAUCUCAGAACUAACACCACCAAGAAGUUCUGAGUUACUGAAAAUGACUACUUUAAUAUAGCUGUUUGCAGUGGCGAAUGGGAAACAAAAUAAAAGGAAACUUGAAUGUCUUGUCAGAUGGAGAAUAACAGCUUUCUAAAGCACAGCCCAGUUAAAGUCCUGGGAUUGCUUCAGGUAACAAGCUUUUAUGACACACGGGAUCUUGAUGCUUUUCUGCACUUCUGUCAAUAUGGGAGAACUUAUCAAUUCUUCAAAUGAAAGUGCUUGGACUGAGCUGACAUUUUACGUUACUGUCAUGCAGACCAGUACACUUGAGCAGCAGCACACAUUACAUUUGCUAUAAUUGUGCAUAAACAAUAAGAGUGAGAGAGAAUUCAUUUCAUUGAGGAAAUGAUUAAAUUGUGGUCAGUUGUCUCUCAGCUUGAGCUUGAAGGUCAGUGAUAAUUUGAAAUUCAAUAUACAACUGGUUUUGUUUUAGAAGAAUCAGUGUCAAACAAAACAGCCCUCCCCACACCAGAACACCCCAUAGAAAGCAAUGACAACUUCCUGUAGUUCAAAUCACCUUCUAUUGAACUCACAAAUUGUUUCUCAUUAAUGCAACUGACCUAUAGGAUCCAAUCUUUAAACAUAAUUAAUAGAAAAUAGAGUUUCACUCAUGCUGUUCUUUAUGAGUCAGUCUCUCAAAUUUUUAUCUUCUGACUCAUGUCUUAUUUUAUGUUACUGGGCAGGGAGCAUUUAUUUUUAAUUCGUGCCAUUACGUUGUCAUUGAGUAUUUAUGUGGAACACUUAGAACUACUGGUCCUUUUCUCUGCCCACUAGAAAUGAGUUGUUCAGAGCACAUUCCUUCCAAUAUAUAAUUUGUUUGACCACUGCCCUGAUUCCUGCAACUUCAAGAUUUAUAACAAACAGCCCCAGACUAUAUUGUUACUUAAAAGGGAAGUGAUAAAGUCUUAAUACCUGGCUGAUUAAUUUCUUGUCAUUUUAAGAUCCUGAAUUGAUAAGUAAACAUGUGCUAAGAUUUUAUAUACAGGUAUAUAAUAUAUUGAAAACAAUUUCAUGUUUUAUGUACCUGACACAUCCUUAAUUUUGAACUCUGUGCACCAUGCAAUAAAGGAGAUCUACAGCAUAGGAAUUUGAUAUGCUACACACUUAUUUUAUAUAAAUCAUAUAUUUAUGUGUUGUUAGGUUUAGAGACCUGUUACUUCUGCUUCAAAAUCUCAGCUGUCUACCACUCAGGAAACCCCCCCUUGGUUUACAUAAGUCAUGGUUCUCAUACCCUUUGUCUGAGCAUGCUAUUACAUGGCAAUAUCACCCAUUUGUAGGCACAUGCAGACAAUCCGCAGCAGGAAAUGUGCGGUGGUGUCUGUUCACCUGCCAAACAGGGGACACAACAUGAAACACAGACUCUGAAUAAACAGCACAAAAACAUGGCUCUUACAGGACACUUAAGGAGAUGGGGUUCAUUUCUACACUGGCAUUUUUAGAAUAAAUGCCAGGUUACACUGCAUCUGUUUGAACUGUAGGUAAUUUUAGGACUAUAAUGUAUGACAUUCCUCAAAAUGAGGUACAUCUGAAAGGCAUGAGGUGUAGGUAUUUUAUGGUAGGUCCGGGCCAUUUUGUCAAAUGCAUUUAGGUUCUGCAUUAUUUCCAACAUGAGACUACCCAUCCCAGUAGUUGCAUUAUAAAACAGACCUUGUUCUUAGGUAUCUAUUUGGCAGUCAGACAGCAGACACAAUGGGCAAAGGAAAGGGCUUGGGCAUCAGGAAACCUGGAUGAUAUCUCAGGGUCUGACACCAAAUUGCUGAGUCACAUUGGGCAUGUUGCUUCAUCCUCAUGCCACAGAUUUCCCUACCAAGUGGGAAGUCAUGUCUCCUUUGUAAUAUACUUUGAAAUCUAUGAGUAAAAAGAGCAGAGUUAGGCAGAAGGUAGGGCAGAGUGGCACCAUAGAAACUAGAAGGAUUAGAGGGACAUGAGCAUUCAUAAGUAACAACCUCCUUUGUCAGACGCUAUGUGAAGAGCGAUGCUAUGUGAAGAGCUAGGUCACGUCAUUUUGUGAUAGGAGAAGUGAAGGGCAGGUCUGCACUGCUUCCAACAGUGCUGGGGGGGCAUCACAAUGAAGUAUGCACUACAACUUCUAGAGGCAUACUAGAACUGGUGGUCAACACUUGCAUGUGCUCAGCACCACUGCUAAGCUUUCUGCUGUAUGGUUAGGACCACUCUAAUAUCAGCUACAUUACAUGUUUUAGCAUCUUCCACACACUGAGUGGAAGCAAGCGAGCAGAGCCUACUUCAUGGUGAUGCUCCUAGGUGUGACAUGAAGGGAGUGCAGAUGUCCCCAAUCAUUCAUGUGACAAAGUAUCCCAGUCAAAAGACACAAAUCAACAUAUACUCCCUCAACAGAAGCUUGUGCCAGAAGGUUUUCAAGGGUUUGGUAUUCACAAUCAGCUGGACUUUUCAAAACAGCUCAGCUCCCACUUAGGCACCAAAGUGGCUAGAUGUUCAGAAGUGCUCACUAGGAUGCAGAUGUUUUUUUAAAAACCUGGCUUCAGGUGGGGCUGCUGCACACUUGAAAAUCUGGAUAUAUGAGCACAGUUGAUGAGGUCUGAUCCUUGUGGGUAACCAGUGGAAAAGCUGUGGCACAAUUAUAUGGUAUUCAGAAUUCUUUUAUGAAUAUUAGGGAGUCUUUGGUGAAGUAAGUGAGUGCAAGUAUAUUAUUUUGCCUAGACAGGUAACCCAAAGCUUUUAACCACACCUUUGCAGAGAUUAACUCUACCCUGUUAUAUGAUCUCCUCUUACCCUUAAAGCAAUAGCAACAGCCAUCACAUACAGUGCUGUAGCGGAAAGGAAGGGGUGGUCUACACUAAAAUGAUGACACCAUUUAGAAAUAAGCUCUGUGGUUGGAAAACAUGAUGUAAAUCCCCUUCAUCACAGCCAUCCUACAAAGCAGAGAAUAUCAUACUUCCAUGAGUCUCUCAGACUGUGCCAGCCUCCCUGUUUCUCAGCCACCAUGCACUGCAGGCUGAUUCAUUUUAGAUCAAUAAAGAACUCCUCUAAAACAGAUGUGUUCAACUCCCAGGCCACAGGCCGGAUCCGGCCCACAGAGCUAUGCUAUCCAGCCUACAGGGGACCCCCAUGGGCCUGAAAAUUUGGCAGUAUGGGAGUGGUAGCACCAGUUGCGCUCCCCUACUGCUAUAUUUCUAAAUCCAUUUUGUGGAGAUGACCCAGGGUCCAAUCUGGGCACACGGGCUAGCUACAGGGCCCAAUUCAGCAGGUGGUGCAUGCCCCAGGGAUACAGUGCAGGGCCCCAAUCUGGCAGUUCAGGCCCUGGGGAGAUGGUGCAGGACUGAGAUAGAACAAUGGCAAAAAGCAACAUAGGUAAAGGGAUUCCCAAAUGACCCUCCAUUCAGAGGCACCUUCCCAUCUCAGAAGAUAGUGUAGCUGAGAGACCUGUUACACAGAAACCUCAAGGGGACAUUUUAGGAUGGGACAUCA